UUGAUGAAUGUUAUGAUAUGUGUCCUACACCUUGCGAAAGAAUAAUAUUUAAUUAUGUCGUGGAGAAAAGACCAUUUGAAAAUACAAUGAAGAUUCUUAGUCCUGGUGAAUAUGAUAACAAUACUGAAUCUAAUGAAGUCCUGAUCAAACUAAUGAAUGCAUCAUCUCAUGUAAAUAUAAGCGGAAAAACAAUAAUAUCUUUCGUCUUUGAAGACGAUACAAUUGUAGAAUACAAUUAUAAAACAGUGGUUACACCAACAGAAAUUAAUGGAUAUAUUGGUGGUUAUAGCGGGAUGUGGCUCGGGUUAUCAUUGAUCGCAUUGCUUGAUUUCCUGGAACAUAUAUUUGUAUUUUUCUAUUGUAUUUUUUGUAGUAAAGAAUUGCGAUGCUAAUUUCUAAUUUACUAAUUUUACUAAUUUAACUUUACUAAUUUAAUCUUUAUAAUAUAAAUUUCAUGUACAGAAUUGUAAAUCGAAUGUAAAAGU
This is a messenger RNA of Centruroides sculpturatus (bark scorpion), 485 nucleotides long. RefSeq lists its product as uncharacterized. Gene Ontology annotation, cellular component: membrane. Gene Ontology annotation, molecular function: sodium channel activity. The record is from RefSeq and is a predicted model, not a curated record. Lineage: Eukaryota; Metazoa; Arthropoda; Arachnida; Scorpiones; Buthidae. Gene Ontology annotation, biological process: sodium ion transport. The transcript has 5 exons. The coding region runs from base 18 to 392 and encodes 124 amino acids.